Molecule: messenger RNA, 1023 nt
Organism: Mycotypha africana
Lineage: Eukaryota; Fungi; Mucoromycota; Mucoromycetes; Mucorales; Mycotyphaceae
Product: PapD-like protein
Exons: 5
Coding region: 62-847 (261 amino acids)
Biological process (GO): endoplasmic reticulum membrane organization
Cellular component (GO): plasma membrane; endoplasmic reticulum membrane
Molecular function (GO): FFAT motif binding
Source: RefSeq, a predicted model, not a curated record
CAUUCUACAUAUCCAUAGUCCUUCUCUCUUUACCCGAAAUAACUAUUCCAUUAGAAGCAAGAUGUCCAUUGAAUUGAAUAUAGGCGAAUAUCUCGAGUUUGAACGUCCUCUAACACGUGUUGUUAAGCGAGAUAUUCGUAUUAGCAACCCUAAUAAUGAACCUAUUGCUUUUAAAGUCAAGACCACUGCCCCCAGAUUAUACUGUGUACGUCCUAAUUCUGACAUCGUACCUGCCAAUAGUUAUGUCGAUGUUCAAAUUAUGCUUCAAGCCUUCAAAGAGGAGCCUCCUAUGGAUGCAAAAUGCAGAGACAAGUUUUUAAUUCUGAGCACCUUUUUGAAUGAUACUAUCAAAGAUAUGACCUUACCAGACCUUUGGACUUACGUUGAAGCCAAUGAAAAGCAAAAUAUUCGCCAACACAAAUUACGUUGUGUCUUUGUUCCAGCCAAAGAUACUGAACAAACAGCAGCUCCUGCUUCUCCUGCUCAUAAUGUUGAUACUACACAUUAUACUCAAUCUACUUCACCUAGUAACAUCGCCAUUUCCGACAUCAAUAGCAGUAAUGCCACCUCCACCACAAACAUGGAUGAUUCAUCGAACAAUAACAGAUUAAUUUCUGAUACUGAAGUGUCAGAUAAGAUGAAGAAGGUUGAGGCUGAAUUAAACGAUGUGAAGAGAGAUGUAAACGCUUUGAGCUCAGCAGAAGCUACAAAGGUUGCUGAAAGAGCUCAACAAACUGUCAAUGCUGCUUCUCAGCAACAAGCGGCUGGCGGCCUUCCUUUAGGCAUGUUGAUUUUGAUUGCGCUUAUUGUCGCAGCAAUUGCUUACUUUUACCAAUCCAAGAAUUAAUUAGCUUACUUUACUAAAACCUACAUAUUAGUACAGUUAUUUUGUAACAAACCUCUUCUCCUCUCCUUAAUCCAGCAUAUCAUAUAUAAAACUUCAUGAUCAUUUUUUAGAAAGGUUUUUAGUUGUGAUAUUUGUACCAUUCCUUACAGAAAUAAACUGAAAAAAUACAUUCAUAU